GGUAGGAGAGAAGACUAAGAAAGGAGAGAGCAAGGUGAGGAGAAACUUUCCUUGAGAUCACGUUUGAUUGGGGUGGGGGUGCGGAAUUCUGCCUGGAAAAUCUAUUAGUCCCGAUGCUUUGGCUCUCGGGAGACAAAGGAGUUCGACUCCACGGAGGAGGCCGGGACUGAUGGGAAGGAUCAUGGAACUUUAAAAGAGAAAGAAAGCUCAGAGCAGCAGCUAGAAACUUCGGCGAGAUAUGCUUCUCUGUGGCUGCUCCUGAAAAGAGGGAAAGCAGCGGCUAGAUGGAGAAGAGCAAACAUCCUCUAGGAAAGACCCUGUCGUUGCCGGCUUGGUAAAGAAAGAAAGAGAGAAGGAAGGAGAGAAAGAAAGAAAGAAAGAAAGCGAGCCUAGUGAAUCGGACGUUCCCUGGAGUGUGCUUUGUAGCAGAAAAACCGCUAGGCUGCCUGAAGCAGAUCUACAUGGAAAAGUUCUCAGACUGAAGAAAGGAUCUGAGGGAGAGACACUUCUGGAAGAAGUUUGCUGCAAAGCUAAACCCCACAAUGAACUGGGCACCAGUGGUGAGCAUAACUGUGCUGUGGGCAGCAUGGAUAGUGUGUGCUUUGGAAAAACCAUUAAGGCAAGCUGACAGAGGGAGUCCAACAGUCAGAAAAGCAUCCCUAGCCUACCAGGGCAGUACUAGCAGAUCAGCUUCACAGACAAGGAGAACCAAGGCAUCACACAGGCUUCUAAGUCCUUCUGGGAGGUUUCGCCAACGUCCCCUUGUCAAAAGAGAUUUUUUGGAGCAGAAAGGUCCACAAGCAGCUCCCCCAGAAGGUAUGUCUCAUGUCCUGACAAAGAACAGUGGCACCAAACGAGGACAAAUGAUAAGGCCUAAGCCAGAUAUGAUUAAGGAUGAAGGGACAUCCACUACAUUUCGAUCACGCACAGUGCGCUUCCCAUCUGGGCCUAGUUCUCCCAAUAUUCUGGCCAGCUUUGCUGGAAAGAACAGAGUCUGGAUCAUCUCUGCUCCUCAUGCUUCUGAUGGUUAUUACCGGCUCAUGCUGAGCUUGCUGAAGAAUGAUGUCUACUGUGAACUUGCAGAGAGGCACGUUCACCAGAUUGUCUUGUUCCAUGAGGCAGGUGAAGAAGGUGGGAAAGUCAGGAGGAUCACCCCUGAGGGAAAAAUUCUAGAGCAGCCUCUAGAUCCCAGCCUUAUUCCCAAACUCAUGAGUUUUCUGAAGCUGGAGAAAGGGAAAUUUGGCAUGGUGCUGCUGAAGAAGACACUGCAAGUAGAGGAAAGGUACCCCUACCCAGUAAGGCUAGAAGCCAUCUAUGAAAUCAUUGACCAGAGCCCCAUUAGGAAGAUUGAGAAGAUAAGGCAAAAGGGCUUCAUCCAGAAAUGCAAAGCAGCAGGAGCAGAGGGCCAGGUGGUUGAGGAAGGCAACAAUGGUAGUACUACCAGAGCAACACCAGGUGGUGGACAUAACCCGUUGGUACCAAGGAAAGAAGAAACCAGGAAAAGCAAUGUGCAGCCAACCAGGGUUAAAAUUGCGAAGAAAGUUGUAACAACUACAGUGCCACCACCUCCCGCUCCUGCAACUAGAGCCACUACCUUUCCUCCCACAACCACGACUCUCAGGCCAGUCACCAGAAUAACGACAAUAGCAAAUAGACCUGUAACAACUACCACAACUCUUCCUAUUACCCAGAGAUCCUGGACCACAAAACCACACACGUUGCUUCCCACAGUGCCUGAGGCAACCACCGCUCGGGCAACAGAGAAUUUCUCCUCUCCUGCAUGGAAAGAGAACCGCAGAGAAAGGCAUCCGGGACACACGCACAGGCAACAGACAGCUAGUAGGAGACCCAGCAAAGUCAUUAAUUAUGAUACCUACACAGAGAUACCAACAGCCACCCCAGAACACUACACUAGGGCAAGUGCUGGCAGAUAUAGAGACAACCGCACGGACAGAAAGGACUAUAACACUAGGGAGCCCAGUGUCACAAUCGGUCAACACAAACCUGCUAAAAGCAAGCCACCGAAAAAGAAAGCCCAAGACAAAAUAUUGAGCAAUGAAUAUGAAGAUAAAUAUGACUCAGGGCAUCCUGCUGUUCCUCAUUUAGAGGAAGGUGACCCUGUGGGGAAUAUCCCACCAAAGAAAGGGAAAGAUCCCAAGAAACACGAGCGCUUAGAUAAAUCUGAAAAGAAGAAGAAAGUGCGAGUUGACAAGAAAAAUGAGAAGCAAGCCAAGAAGGAUAAAGCUGAAAAGAAAAACAAGCAAGAGAAAGAGCGUAACAAGAAAAACAAGAAAGGAAGCAAAACAGAGAAUGAGGGAAUCCUGAAAACGAAUGCCAAAUCUUUUACACAGGCCUCCAGGAAAUCUGUGACGAACCUUUUGGAUUUCUUUGAAGGGAAACGAAGACUUCUGCUGAUCACAGCACCGAAGGCAGACAAUACAAUGUAUGUGCAACAGAGAGACGAAUAUCUGGAGAGCUUUUGCAAAAUGGCAACUAGAAAAAUUUCAGUCAUCACCAUCUUUGGCACCACAAACAACAGCCGCAUGAAGAUUGACCACUUCCAACUAGACAACGAGAAGCCAAUGAAGGUGGUGGAGGAUGCAGACCUUGUGGACCAACAACUCAUCAGUGAACUGAGGAAAGAAUACGGGAUGACAUACAAUGAUUUCUUCAUGGUGCUGACAGACUUGGAUAUGCGAGCCAAGCAAUACUAUGAAGUGCCCAUAGCAAUGAAGUCUGUGUUCGAUUUGAUUGAUACCUUCCAAUCACGUAUCAAAGAUAUGGAAAAGCAGAAACGUGAAGGCAUUGUCUGCAAGGAUGACAAGAAACAAUCCCUGGAAAACUUUUUGUCUAGAUUCCGAUGGAGGAGGCGGCUGCUAGUGAUAUCAGCUCCCAAUGAUGAAGACUGGGCAUAUUCACAGCAGCUUGCAGCCCUUACAGGACAAGCUUGCAAUUUUGGUCUGCGUCAUAUUACUGUCCUCAAGCUGCUAGGGCUGGGAGAGGAGAUAGGUGGAGUACUGGAACUAUACCCAAUCAAUGGGAGCUCCAGUGUGGACAGAGAAGAGCUACCUGCUCAUCUGGUGAAAGACAUCCGUAAUUAUUUCCAGAUCAGCCCUGAAUAUUUCUCCAUGCUCUUGGUUGGGAAAGAUGGGAACGUCAAAUCUUGGUACCCUUCCCCAAUGUGGUCCAUGGUGAUCGUAUAUGAUUUGAUUGACUCAAUGCAACUUCGACGACAAGAGAUGGCCAUUCAGCAGUCUCUUGGCAUGCGAUGCCCAGAAGAUGAAUAUGCAGGGUAUGGAUACCAUGGUUAUCACCAAGGGUAUCAGGAUGGUUACCAAGAUGAUUACCGUCACCAUGAAAGUUAUCACCAUGGAUACCCCUAUUGAAAUUAGCAACUUAACCUGUGCCUUCACUCAGCUUACAUCUUAAUAACCAUUCAGGCCACAACAGGCCAGACUUGGAAACCUUCUUUAUGGCCAUAUGAACAUAUUCCUUCCUGUGUUCAUUCAAGUAUUGGACGUUGGCCUUCUUUAUACAUGAAGUGAAAUAGAGCAAGCUAGUAUCAAUGAAGCCUUCUGGAAUAAAAGACUCCUUUAUAUUUCAGAACCCCUUUAAUCUGAGGGUAUGUAUGUACAGGACACCCUUUCCCCACUCCAGCAAUGAACAGUGUACUGUAGACAGGCUAGAAGCAGUACAAUAGACACUAACAUGCAUAUAAGUGCUUUUUCCUCCACCCUAAGGGGAAAAUAUUUAUUGGAAAGUUGUGAAUUUUCUUUUCUUUUUUGCUGAAGAAAAAUGUUGUAUCAUA
This is a messenger RNA of Varanus komodoensis (Komodo dragon), 3808 nucleotides long. RefSeq names its product coiled-coil domain containing 80 (gene CCDC80). The record is from RefSeq and is a predicted model, not a curated record. NCBI's taxonomy places the organism in Eukaryota, Metazoa, Chordata, Lepidosauria, Squamata, Varanidae. The transcript is spliced from 8 exons. Bases 543 to 3386 code for a protein of 947 amino acids.